AUGUCUCCAUUGAUUGCGGUCAUAAGCCAAGUGGACCGCACGGUGCAGGCUGCCGCCACUCGUCUUCUUCAUGGCGUCAGACCAUCUCUGAUGAGUCAAGUUGUUCAGUAUGAUCUACAGCAGUGCGGCAACGGCAGCAACGCAACUAAAGCGGCGGUGGUGGUCGCAUUCUUCGUGUGCUGGGCGCCGUUCCACAUCCAGCGCGUGUUCUACGUGUACGGCCGCCAGCACCCCAAGUACGAGCUGAUCAACGAACACCUGUUCAACAUCGCUGGGGCGCUGUACUACGUGUCCGCCACUGUCAACCCGAUACUGUACAACGUCAUGAGCGGCAGAUACCGCAUCGCAUUCCAAGAGACCCUGCUCUGUCGUAAAGCACGGAGGGACUCGCGUCUCACGAACCUGGACCACACGAGUGCCUCCAAGGCAUCGCAGUACCGGAAGAGAGAGUCCCGCAUAGCCUUCGUCAGUAAGGUGGACUACGUGAAAAACCAACCGGCGCCAUUUUGUGGCGACAAUGGCGACAUCAAAAUGGAGGACAGCACCGUCUUCUACUUCUACGACGACAAGCAGGAUGGCAUGCAGAUUGACAGUUGCAUGUAAAAUGUAUUUUGGCAUCUGGCAUUGGGCAGUUUGUGACAUAUCUCUAUAGACUCCGUGCAUGAACUAUAGGGGGCAG
This is a messenger RNA of Cydia splendana, 679 nucleotides long. RefSeq names its product neuropeptides capa receptor-like. The record is from RefSeq and is a predicted model, not a curated record. Lineage: Eukaryota; Metazoa; Arthropoda; Insecta; Lepidoptera; Tortricidae. Gene Ontology annotation, cellular component: plasma membrane. Gene Ontology annotation, molecular function: neuropeptide receptor activity. The transcript is spliced from 5 exons. Gene Ontology annotation, biological process: neuropeptide signaling pathway. The coding region runs from base 1 to 603 and encodes 200 amino acids.